Prunus armeniaca (apricot) is the source of this 807-nucleotide messenger RNA. Lineage: Eukaryota; Viridiplantae; Streptophyta; Magnoliopsida; Rosales; Rosaceae. The record is from the annotation of a GenBank genome assembly.
AUGGAGCAGGACCACGUGCUAGCUGGUCCUGGGGGAUCCCAGGCGGUUGCAUCAUCAUCUUCUUCGGUGGUGCAGCCUCUUAGCGCUAGGCGGCGACAUCGGCCCGCUACCACCACCGACACCACAUCGACUGACUGUACUGGUGCCUCGGGGGCACCUCCAGAGGAACACCCAGGGCCGUGUCGGCAGCUGAAGACAGCGAAGGUCACCCGGGUGACCAACAGUCGUAUCAGCAUCGGAUAUGACGAGCGCCAUCGGGCUGCACCGACGGCGGACUUGCAUAGCUCCUUGGCCCACGACAUUGGCCACGUCGUUCGGACCCAUUGCCCGAUGCAAUGGAAGUCUUGGAAGGUCAUGCCUGACGAGAUCAAGAUGCAAGUUCGCGGCCAGUUGUUGACGAACUACCACUUAGAGGACAUCAACGAGGAGACCUUGGCGUACGUCAACAGACUCUUCGGUGAGAGGUACAAGCAGUGGAAGAGCGACUUGCACCACCAUUUUCAGGCGUUUGAUGAUCCGCAAGUCGCUCUUCAGGAGGGUUGCCCGAAGGAGCUUGAGGGGCGGGAGGAUAGUUGGGCGUGGCUCUGCGCUCAUUUUCAGGCGCCCGAUUAUGUGAAUAAAGCCCAAGUGAAUAAGGGCAAUAGGAAGAAGAAGACUCUUCUCCACCAUUCCGGCUCCAGGCCCUUCUCAUAUAGGAUGGAUGCACGGCGUCGGAGGGGGUCGAAAUUCCCAGAGAUCGACGUCUUUGGUGACGUUUAUGUUCGACCUGGGAAUGAGUUGGCCGAGUCCCUUCAUAUGCAUUUUUGA